Molecule: messenger RNA, 3220 nt
Organism: Pelodiscus sinensis (Chinese soft-shelled turtle)
Lineage: Eukaryota; Metazoa; Chordata; Testudines; Trionychidae
Gene: C8H10orf105
Product: chromosome 8 C10orf105 homolog
Source: RefSeq, a predicted model, not a curated record
UCCCCCUAUCCUACCUUAUCCACACCCCCCCCCCUUUCUCCUCUCCCAAGAAGUAAAGGACUGAAAGACAAAAGAGAGCUAUGGACAGGCACACCGCCGAGAGGGAAGAGACAGGAAAAGUAGACACUCCUGUGCAGCUUGAGAAUUACUGAGAGAGGUACAAAGCCAGGGGAUUGCAGCAUCAUGGUUUUGUCCUGGAAAAAUAACAGCAGCUGCUAGAGUACACAAAUGGGAAAAUGAUGAAUGAUCUGGACUAACUCUGAGGAGCUAUCUUUCAGCUUGUGUUAUUCAGCAUUUCUUGACAGCUUCUAAGGGACAGGUCAGUGCACUGAGGUUCUUCCAAUCUGGAUAGUCUAUCCCAGCCCUUCCUCAUCCCCAUUUUCAAGUUUGGCUUCACAACAAUUUGAAGAAAAGCAAAAGACUCAUACGAGCUUUAAAGUAGCCAGGCCAUGAGGGUGUGAGAUGAUCUGGGAUGCUGCUGAAAUAAGGAAAGAUGAACACAGAUGAUGUUGGGAACGAGACCUCUCCAACACCUAGAAUACUUGGAUUUCUUGUAAACACCACACAGUUGGUCCCACUAAGUCCUGUGCCCACAGGGGAGAAGCCAGAUCCUUUGCAUAUUAUCAUCGCACUUAUCUGCAUCUUCCUCCUCCUGGCUACCUGUCUCAUCUUUGUCACUCUCUGCAAACCAGCAGCACUUGACCAGGCCCGCUAUGGGCCACAUGAGUGCAUGCCCUACCACCCAGAGGAUGCCAGUGAACCACAGUUAAGGUUUUGGAAGCGGCUGGGCUCCCUAAGGCGUUCCAUAACCAGCUUCAGGCGGACCCAGCCAGUCUCCCAGCACCAUUGGACCUGCUCAAGGACGCCACCAGCCCCCCAGGACUCAGACUUCAUGGAGUCCACUAAAAUGUGACAGCUGUUUCCCCACUCUUCAGCUGCAAAAACCAAUUCACCUCAUUGCACAGCAUCCCCAUUCACGGCUAUCAAUGAGAUCUCAAAUUGCCCAAUGCCACUCUGUGGAACACAGGAUCAGGAUGAAGAGCUGGGGAGAGUAGAGAAGCAGUGAUUCCUGUGACUAUGGAAAUAUCUAAAGGAUUCCCACAGCCCACAAGUUUGGAGCAUGAAGUUUGUAAAGACCAGCUGAUAGAACCAGAUUAUACCAAUGUGGUAUUGUUUCUUGGGACCCUGCAAUCAGGAACUAACAAGUGCCAUAAGGGAAAGCAUCUGACAGAAGGCAUCACAAAUUGUAAAGCCCCUUGGAAAGUGUCUCCCUGGAAUUUAAGUGUCUAUUUCUCCAAUUUUGUGUAAUUUUAAGUUUUUCCACUAUCUCCUUUAGUAUAAAGGCCAAGGAUACUUUAACACUGAUGUUAAAAUAUCUGCCAUCUCUUCACAAACAGAAGCAUUAAGGUAUUGCUACAUACAUACCAUAACACCUCUGCAGCUGCAAUACUAUAGGGCAUCAGUGAAGACACUACCUACUACAACAGGAGGGUUCUCCCAUUGGCAUAGGUACUAUGUCCCUCAGAGUGGCAGUAGCUAGGUUGAUGGGAGAAUUCUCCCAUUGGUCCAAUAGUGCCUAGGGCCAGGCGUUAGGUUGGUUUAAGUUUGUUAUUUGCGGGCAACAUAGUUACACUGCCCUAAUUUCCUUGUGUAGACUAGACCUUAGUCAUUACAACUCUUAAUUAAUUAAUUCUCAAAGAUUUUGGCAAAGUCACACAAAAACCCUCAACCCAGCUGUUUUAUGUAUGAAGUAGUACAAGGUCCUGAUUAGCCAGGGGUGGAACAGAGGCUAAGUGGUGGGUUCGGUUCACUCUGUAUGCACUGAGCCAGUAAGGUGGAGGGAAGCAGACCCAAUGUAAUGCAUUGUAUUCAAUCUGCAAGUAGGUGGUAGGAGGAAGUGCACUACAGGUGUUGCGUUCAGACCAGAUCUCCCUUCAAACACUGAGCACUGACCAAUUCAAAAGUGGCACAUGGGCUGCCACCAUUUUAAAGUUUGUUCCCUGGGAGAAAUGGGUCAUGACCUGAUGCUCAGCCACAGUGUGACCUCUUCCCCCAUCAAUGUCACCCCACAGUGCUGAGAUAUAUCACUGCCACCGUGGGCAACAACAUAACAUGCUGUUUUGUGUGAGUCUGGAUGUUUUCUUGGAAACAAUGUCCUAUAAACCUCACCCACAACACAGGUGCCAUUUUAAAACAAGGUGUGACGUUGUGGGGAUUUUGUCUACUCUUGUAGUCCUGUGUUCACUCCAGUUUUGCAUUCACUGUUUGCUUUGUUGUGCUUUAUGUGAUUCCUACUAUCCUAUGCUGAUCUGCAGUGACUGUGUGUGUGCCUGUGUGUGCAGGGCCCAGUUAGGGAUGGGAUCUCUGGGGGAGAACUCCUGAGGGGAGGCACGUUGGGAAUGGCCCAGGCCUGGCCUGACACCUGAACUAGGUAGAGGAUUCAGUCAAGUGAUACUUUGCCCAGGAAUCUGAACAAAGCAGGAGGCAGGGAAGCCUGUAGGGCUGUGAGCAGUUGCUGGGUGUGAGAGUUAGUUUUCAGCUAGCUGGGGGAGAAGAGAGCCAACUGGCUUGGGGGCCAGGGCAGGGGCCCUGGCUCUGGGCCCCCCUAUUCCCAGGAUGGAUUGUGCUGACUUCUCCUAGUUCCUGUAACAAUGAGUCCAUGCCAGGCUGUGUCCCUGUCAACGAAUAAACCUUCUGUUCUAUUUUCUGGCUGAGAGUCACAUCUGGUUGCGGACGGGGGUGCAGGGCCUGGUGACUCUCCCACACUCGGUGACAAAAGGACUUAUUGCACCCCAAAGCACACUGCUGGGCUCCAAACAGUGCUGUUCAAUCUCCCUUUGUGAUGAAGGGCAUUGUAAGGGAGAAGACAAAGAAGGGAAAAAAACUAGAGGGAAUACUGGAUCCCUCUCUAGGGCACAGAAAUUAGGGAGCUCUGUUAAAAAUACCCCCACCUGUCCAAAUACACCAAAUUAAAAUAUUUUGAGGACUCACUGAUUUUCACCAUCUGCAUUAAGCACUAGCCUUUAAUAUUAGUAAGGAAAGCUAAAUAAGUGCUAUUCUAAGCACUUCUGUUGGAGGUCUUGAGAAUUUCUAAUACUACAGUCCCUGUGAUCUUUUAUCUUUUAACCACUAAUGAUUCCCCUUUCUAGAAUGGGGUGGAAAAUGGAGCUUAGGUCCAGGUGGAAGAGGAAUUGAAAUUGUGGUACUUCAGUUUUACUAU